Kuraishia capsulata CBS 1993 is the source of this 999-nucleotide messenger RNA. RefSeq lists its product as uncharacterized. The record is from RefSeq and is a predicted model, not a curated record. Gene Ontology annotation, molecular function: ATP-dependent diacylglycerol kinase activity. NCBI's taxonomy places the organism in Eukaryota, Fungi, Ascomycota, Pichiomycetes, Pichiales, Pichiaceae. Gene Ontology annotation, biological process: phosphatidic acid biosynthetic process. The transcript has a single exon. Bases 1 to 999 code for a protein of 332 amino acids. Gene Ontology annotation, cellular component: endoplasmic reticulum membrane.
AUGGCAAACAGAUCUGCUGCAUCCGGUGUUGCCAAAGCCGAGGAAAUUCGUUCAAGAGCUCCCAGAGCUAAAAUACCCACGUUUCUGGUGGAGACUGCUGACGACGACGAGUAUGAUGAGCAAGCCGACCCUGAUUUCGAACAAGACGACUCGGAAAUCCAAUCGGCAGACGAAUCCGAUCUGGAAUUGGUUUCUGCCUCAAGUAUAUCUGAUGACGAAGAACUGGGAAAAAGUUCCAGUUAUUCAAGACUUUCGGUGCUGGUUUCGUCUCCUUUUAACCGAUCCACAGCCGAUCUGCUGCUAGGGGCUCACAAGCGUUUUGGUAAGUUUGUCCACAAACACGAAGUCCCCAGAAAAGUAUUCCAUGUAUCGAUUGGAUUCAUUACCCUCUAUCUCUAUACACAGGGGAUCCAAAUACAGAGGCUAGUCGUGCCGCUUUUUGCUGGGUUCUUUGGUGUAUCUGCUCUGGACCUGAUCCGCUUCAGAUCGAAGCGGUUCAAUGACCUGUAUUGCGCUGCUGUCGGGUUUUUAAUGCGCGAGAAAGAAGUGAAUAGCUAUAAUGGUGUUAUUUGGUACCUUUUGGGUUUGGCGUUGGUUUUUGUUUCGCAGAAGAAAGACGUUGCCGUGAUGAGUGUGCUGCUACUAUCUUGGUCAGACACGGCUGCUUCUACCUUUGGUAGAGCUUUCGGCCACCUGACGCCAAAAGUGGUGGGAAACAAGUCGCUGGCGGGGUCGACGGCAGCAGCCAUCACUGGUGUCUUGGCUUCGUAUCUAUUUUAUGGAUACUUCAUUCCCCAUUACCCACAGGUGAAUGUAAACGUUGAUCUGGGCUAUGUGCCGGCGAAGAACCUGCUGAAUAUCCACGUCUUCAGCCUUCUGGCGGGACUCAUUGCUGCCGUGAGCGAAUCCAUAGACUUGUUUGGAUGGGAUGAUAACUUCACGAUUCCGGUGUUAAGUGGUGGAUUUUUCUGGGUAGUUUUGAAGUUGACUGGUGCUUAG